AUGUUCGCUAAAUCCACUAUUACCCUUUUUGUUCUUGCCGUUGGAUUAUCUUCAUUACUGAGUGGAAACUCUAUUGGGUCAGCAAGUGCAUAUCCCCGACCGGACGAACCAUCAAUGAACAUAGAUUUAGAUGAUCCUAAUGACGUAAAACUCUUUGAAGACCUCAACCAUAUGAGAGAAGGAAACAAUUUUGGUGCCCUAACUGUUCUACGCAAUAAUGUCAUUCAAGGAAGCAACACGACAGGUGAAAAUCACUUGGGAACGGAAACUGAUCAGAUACACAUCAUGGUCGGGGGAAAACUUCCGGAAGGUAGACAUACUUAUGGCGGAGCAACUUACGGAUCAGGCAACACUAUCCAAGAAUCUGACUCGAGUAGUAAAAACUUCUUGGGAUCAAGGCUUACUCAGGAAAAGAUUACAUACAAUGUAAAGAAUUAG
This is a messenger RNA of Cotesia congregata, 438 nucleotides long. The record is from the annotation of a GenBank genome assembly. Lineage: Eukaryota; Metazoa; Arthropoda; Insecta; Hymenoptera; Braconidae.